This is a messenger RNA of Caenorhabditis sp. 36 PRJEB53466, 2477 nucleotides long. The record is from the annotation of a GenBank genome assembly. NCBI's taxonomy places the organism in Eukaryota, Metazoa, Nematoda, Chromadorea, Rhabditida, Rhabditidae.
AUGCUCGGAAAGUGCAUCAAGAAGGCGACGUCGCUCUCCACCAUCGGCCAAUCGAUGCGUUACAGCUCGGGAGACGUGAGCAUUGAAAACAUUUUAAGAAAAAAUGAAUUUGGAUUUUUGCAGAUCCGCCGCGUCACUCUCAUCCCCGGAGACGGUAUCGGACCCGAAAUCUCGGCCUCUGUGCAGAAGAUUUUUGAGGUGAGAAACAUGGGGACUUUUGACCCACUCGCAAUAAUCCGAUCGGAUCCAAACUUUGCUGGCUUUUUGGACUUGGAUUGAAGUAUAUUGGCUCCAAGUUUCAGAACGAUCCGAUUAUCUGGUCCCCAGAUGUACUUACUGGUUUGAGGCCGAAGUUUUUGCAAAAACUCUGCCUUGUUGGCCUCAAACCAGGAAAUUGCUUCAAAUUUCAUAAAAUUCCAAGAAAAGUCAAUCUCCACCAAAUUUCAUUCCAUUAUUGUAAACAAAAAGCAAUUCUAUGGAAAAAUACACAUUUUUCAGGCCGCGAACGCGCCGAUCGCGUGGGAUCCAGUGGACGUGACGCCGGUGAAGGGACGCGACGGAGUCUUCCGCAUUCCGAACCGGUGCAUCGAGCUCAUGCACCAGGUGAGCCGGAAAAUCGGCAUUUCUCGUAAAAUUGUUACGGUUUCAUAGAACAAUUCAGUUUUUUGCAGUACUCGGCAGUCUUGGUCAUAAUAUGCCGGAAUCUUUAAUCGUCAAUUUCUACUAGAACUUUUCGCAAAAAUUGUGGGGCUCCUUAAAGUUUGCGCAAAUUUUAAGCAAUGUUUGCGAAAAGUUCUAGUAGAAAUUGCGUAAAGAUUGCGCAAAUUCUCACCAUCACUGCCGAGAAUUUUUAUUACUUGGCAUCUUCACAUGGUAGUUAUUUUUUGAGACCCUUCGAGAAUUAAUGAAUUAAAUGAAAAAUGAGUACCGCUCAAAUAAAAAAGACAAUAUUUCUUAAAGGUGUGAGUUUACUCCAAUUUUCUUUGCAGAACAAAGUGGGACUGAAGGGACCGCUGGAGACGCCGAUCGGAAAAGGACAUCGUUCGCUGAAUUUGGCAGUCCGCAAAGAGUUCAACCUGUACGCGAACGUGCGUCCGUGCCGUUCGCUCGAAGGACACAAAACAUUGUACGACAAUGUGGAUGUGGUCACGAUUCGAGAGAACACCGAGGGAGAGUAUUCUGGAAUCGAGCACGAGGUGCGCCAAAUUUUUCGGUUUAUUUCCAAUAUUCUAGAUAAAAAUUGAGGAAUUCUAGAGCAAUUUUCACUACGCUUUACAGUUUCGCCAUUUUUAAUUGUUAUUUUUCCAAUAGAAAUUAGCGUCAAUAUUUGGAUGUAUCGAACAAAUUUUAAAUCAAAAAAUGUGUUGUAGAUCGUGUCGGGAGUGGUGCAAUCGAUCAAAUUGAUCACGGAGACGGCCUCCCGCAACGUGGCCAGCUUCGCCUUCGAGUACGCGCGUCAGAACGGACGCAAAUGCGUCACCGCCGUCCACAAGGGUACGAUUUGACGGGAAAUUUGCUGAAAGUCAUGUUUUUUUGCAGCUAAUAUCAUGAGAAUGUCCGACGGAUUGUUCUUGUCGAUCUGCCGCGAACAGGCCGCUCUCUACCCGGAUAUCAAGUUCAAGGUGCGCGAUUUUUCCUUUCUUUCUGAUUUUACACCGUUUAUUUUUCCAGGAGGCCUAUUUGGACACGGUCUGCCUGAACAUGGUGCAGGAUCCGUCGCAAUACGAUGUGCUCGUCAUGCCCAACCUCUACGGAGACAUUCUUUCGGAUUUGUGCGCCGGACUCGUCGGAGGACUCGGAGUCACGCCGUCUGGAAAUAUUGGAAAGGAAGCCGCUGUGUUUGAGUGGGCUUUUGAAAGAUUUGGAGCAUUUUGACCCACUAAUGCAUUGAAACAAGCGCCGAAAAGUGUAGCUUACUCCCGCAAAGUGUGUAAAUAGAAAAUGGAGACGCGCCCGACAAUGAACGUUCUUUGGAGACAUCAUGGUAAUUAUUGCAGAUCCGUCCACGGAACCGCCCCAGAUAUCGCCGGACAAGACAAGGCCAACCCGACUGCUCUCCUUCUUUCCGCCGUCAUGAUGCUCCGUUACAUGGUUAGUCAAUUAAUUGUAAAGCUUAUUUAAAAAAUUAUGUUUUUUAAUGCCGAUGCACAAGUAUCAAAACUUUGAAGAAACAGGGUUAAUUGACAGUUUUGAAACUGACUUUGGUUGGAACUUUAUGAUAAGGGCGAUUAACAAUUCGAUACAAGUUUCGAACCUUGAUAAUAACUCUUCGAAACACGAAUUUUUGUUAGCCAGAGAAAUUGCUGCGUUCAAUUCAUUAAACAAUGUUGCAGAACCUGCCACAACACGCGGCGCGCAUCGAGAAGGCCGUGUUCGACGCGAUUGCCGACGGCCGUGCCAAGACGGGAGAUCUCGGAGGAAGCGGCACGUGCUCCUCGUUCACCGCCGACGUUUGUGCUCGUGUUAAGGACCUCUAA